Messenger RNA from Candoia aspera, 9812 nucleotides. It is a transcript of the gene DYRK2, whose product is annotated as dual specificity tyrosine phosphorylation regulated kinase 2. NCBI's taxonomy places the organism in Eukaryota, Metazoa, Chordata, Lepidosauria, Squamata, Candoiidae. The transcript is spliced from 3 exons. Gene Ontology annotation, biological process: peptidyl-threonine phosphorylation; peptidyl-serine phosphorylation. The record is from RefSeq and is a predicted model, not a curated record. The coding region runs from base 400 to 2238 and encodes 612 amino acids. Gene Ontology annotation, molecular function: protein serine/threonine kinase activity; protein serine/threonine/tyrosine kinase activity; ATP binding. Gene Ontology annotation, cellular component: cytoplasm; nucleus; cytoskeleton.
UCUUCCUCCACCAAUGUUGUUUAAUGUGAGGGACCCGGGAUCCUGGAAGCUGGCGAGGUGAUGUGUUUCGGGCGGGGGGCGGCGGCGGCGCUCCUGCUGCUGCCGCCGUCUCUGGAACCGCUGGAGAAAGACGACGAGGAAGAAGCGGCGGCGGCGGCGGCGGCGGCGGCGGCUGGGAUCGAGGAUAGCUGCUGCCCGGCGGGCCCGGGCUUGGCGGCGACGGAUGCCGCGGAGGAACGUGCGGCUGGCUGGUGUAGCUGCUCUUUUCUGGAAGACGGCUGCUUUCAGGAAGACGGUUGGAACCACCGAUCGCGGAGGCCGAGCCACAGAGGCGGCGAGGAUCCGGAGAAGUCACGGCAGCCCUGAAAUGUAUUCCCCUCUUCCUCCCCUUCAGCGGCCAUGUUAACCACCAGGAAACCGUCUGCCAGUGUUGCUGGUGCUGGUGCCGGAGGAGCCGGUGGGGCCGCCUCGGCCGCCGCUUGCCCUGCCGGGAGCAGGGGAGGAGGAGAAAGUGCCCGCCCGUUCCAGUCUUCCCCGGGAAUCGGGGCCGGAGGGACUUCCCGGACGGGCGCUGGGACCGGACCGCCGUCCCCCAUCGCUCUGCCGCCGCUGAAGCCCAGCAGCGCAGCCCACACGGUUGGUGGAAAUAAGCACACCAUGAAUGAGCAUCUACAUGUUACCAGCCAUGGGCAGAUCCAAGUUCAGCAGCUCUUUGAAGAUAAUAGUAACAAAAGGACAGUUCUGUCCACACAACCAAAUGGUCUUGCAACAAUAGCAAAAUCAGGACUGCCAGUGGCGCAAGAUAGACAGCUUGAUAGCUGUCAUAGGCGUCAGGGAAGCUCCACCUCCUUGAAAUCUACCGAAGGGCCAGGAAAGAUAAAAGCUACUCCCAUGACUCCUGAGCAAGCAAUGAAGCAAUACAUGCAAAAGCUAACAGCCUUUGAGCAUCAUGAGAUCUUCAGUUACCCUGAAAUAUAUUUCUUGGGUCCAAAUGCAAAGAAGAAGCAAGGUGUCAUUAGUGGUCCAAACAAUUGUGGAUAUGAUGAUGACCAGGGAUCUUAUGUGCAAGUACCCCAUGAUCAUAUAUCAUAUAGAUACGAGGUUCUUAAGGUUAUAGGAAAAGGAAGUUUUGGACAAGUGGUAAAGGCAUAUGAUCACAAGAUGCAUCAACAUGUUGCUCUGAAGAUGGUGAGAAAUGAGAAGCGUUUUCACCGCCAAGCUGCAGAAGAGAUUAAAAUUCUGGAGCACCUUAAAAAACAGGAUAAGGAUAAUAACAUGAAUGUUAUACACAUGCUGGAGAACUUCACAUUCCGCAACCAUAUAUGUAUGACAUUUGAGUUGCUGAGCAUGAACCUUUAUGAGCUCAUCAAGAAAAAUAAAUUUCAGGGCUUUAGCCUGCCUUUGGUUCGUAAGUUUGCCCACUCCAUUUUGCAGUGCUUGGAUGCUUUGCACAAAAACAGAAUAAUCCACUGUGACCUUAAACCAGAAAACAUUCUGUUAAAACAACAGGGUAGGAGUGGUAUUAAAGUGAUUGAUUUUGGCUCUAGUUGUUAUGAGCACCAGCGCGUCUACACGUACAUCCAGUCACGUUUUUACCGUGCUCCUGAAGUCAUCCUUGGUGCUCGAUAUGGGAUGCCAAUAGACAUGUGGAGCCUGGGCUGCAUUCUCGCUGAGCUCUUAACAGGAUAUCCUCUCUUGCCAGGAGAAGAUGAAGGGGAUCAGCUGGCUUGUAUGAUAGAACUCUUGGGCAUGCCUUCCCAGAAACUACUGGAUUCAUCAAAAAGAGCAAAAAAUUUUGUGAGCUCUAAGGGUUACCCCCGAUAUUGUUCCAUUACUACCUUGUCGGAUGGUUCUGUUGUGCUUAAUGGUGGCCGCUCCAGGCGGGGCAAAUUGCGUGGCCCCCCAGAGAGCAGAGAAUGGGCAAGUGCGUUGAAAGGAUGUGAUGAUCCACUCUUCCUUGACUUCUUGAAACAGUGUUUAGAGUGGGAUCCAAUGCUGCGCAUGACACCCAGUCAGGCUUUACGGCAUCCCUGGCUCAGGAGACGUUUGCCAAAGCCUCCAACUGGGGAAAAGACAUCAGCAAAAAGAAUAACAGAAAGCACUGGUGCUAUCACAUCCAUUUCCAAGUUACCUCCAACUUCAAACUCAGCUUCAAAGCUGAGGACUAAUCUGGCACAGAUGACGGAUGCCAAUGGGAAUAUUCAGCAAAGAACAGUGUUGCCAAAACUUGUUAGCUGAGGUUUGAAUAAUCCAAUGCUGAUUAAAAGGGGAAGAGAGAGAGAGAGAGCAAUUAUGUCACUGAGCCUUAUUCACAUGAAAAAGCUCAGAUUUCUAUUUUUAUUUGAUCAGUAACUUUAAACAUUUGUAUUUUUUCAUUGAUUACUUUAAAUGUGUUAAGCACAGUUUUGAUUUUAUAAAAACAACAUGGGGACAAUGCUUUAAGUUUUUACACUUUUUUAAAUGAAAUGUUUCUCUUGUUGACAACAGUUAGCCUUAUCAUGGAAUUAGUAUGGCACAAUGAUGUGUCAGUGGCAGGCCACUGGUUACUAUCUAAGCAUAACAUUUUUGGCUAGGUGAGGAAAGGAAGAGUGAAUGCCUUUUCCCCAUCAUGGCUUUUCUUUGGAGUGAAUUUUGCUACUUUCUUAUCAUUGCUUUUGUUAGAGCAGUAGGUUCCAUUCCUGUAAGCAUUUAUCCAUAUUUUCAUGCGAUGAUCUAGAAAAUAUUCAGGGGUAUAAGUGAGGUUUUGCAUGGCUGUUUGUAGUUCUGUCCAUAGUAUGGAUAAUUAACAGAAUGCCACACAAUAAUUGAAAUAUUCUACUACAGCAUCCAUAAAGGGCUUACUUCAUGCUCACACAACCCCUUUGGCAGUUCUCUAUCAAAUAUCCAGUAAGUAAAAUAUUGGAAUUAGAGGAAAAUUUUCUAAAGGGUGCAAUACUUAGAUUAAAAAAAAAAAGUCAAAGCUGAGAUUAUUCUACUAUUUGGCCAAUGUAAGAUGAAGCAUUUAUAGCAUGAAAAUUGUGCAAUUUGGCAUAUUUAUGAACCUCAGAGAACAGUCCUGUAUCUGUUUACUUGAAAGCAAUUUCCACUCCUUUAAUGGAAAUAGAGGCCAAGAGCUUAAAUACCUUAGACUACAACUCAGCUCAAGAAGUUCCCCUGAAUUAAGUUAGGCUUAUUCCUGAAUAGACAAGCACAGAGACUAUUGCAGGGUGCUUGAGUCACAGUUGGCAGCACAGACGAAAGGGAGCAACCACAUGAGAAGGAAAAAUCAGAAGGACAGAAGGGUACCCCUCGCAUCUCUCUGUCUCCAAGAAAGCAUAUUGGGAAGCACCAAUAAGCUCCUCUGAAGAAGUUGGUAAUGUGCUCUAAGUACACUUUUCCAGUAGGAACAUUUGGAUUUGUCAGAACAAAUUGUGUGGUUCUCACAACACAGCAGCCAUUGUGACUCUGGGACUCACAAAAUGUCAAUGCAAAUGAAAAGUCAAACUUAGGGGGGUAUAUUAUCUAUCCCCCCAUCCCUGCAAGAUGCUUCCUAUCACUUUUGUUGACCUUUGCCUUUCCUCCUCCUCUCCUGUGUGGAUGACCCCAGUUCCAAGUCAAGCACUGGAUUUCAAUUCCCUGUUCAUUUUUGUUUUAUUAAAAAAAAAUCCUAUGGGGCUAUAAAAACUGAGAGACAUUCUUGUAAAGAAAGAUAAUUCUAGAGACCACCACUUUACAGCAUGCUAGUUUCCUAACAUUGUUCCCUUCAGAUGUAUCAGUGGCCAUACUGGCUGAGAAUUCUAGGAGCUGUAGGCCAAUAUGUCCAGAGAGCUCAGGUUGGGGAUAACUGAUCUAUCAUUUAUCCACAAUUACUAUCAAUUAACUUACACGAAUUCAUACAUAUUACAUGAAUACAUAAAGCCUUGUCUUAAUUUCACUCAUUCCAAUACUGAAAAUAUUUCAUAGGGAUGACUUUGGUGUUCCUCAAAUUUCCCAUUUUUUUAAUUGGAAAAAAAAAAAAACAGGAAAAACCAAAGGGAAAACAUCCUGAAUUUUACAUCCUCCUACAUUUCUGAAAAGUUGUCUCUCCUGGGAUGAUAAAGUCACACUGUUUUUGAAUGUGGUUCCAACCCUGCCAAGCUAACCUGCCAUCUGAUAGUCACGUAGCUUUGCCUCUGCUCUUGCUUUUUGGUCUACCGAUACAAGCAGCAAAGAUGCUGUGACAAAACUGUCCCUUCCCCUCCCACCAGACUCUGUAACUGGAAGCUCCAAAAUUAAACAAAGCAGUUCUGUUCUUAAGGCUUUGAAUACUAAGCUGCAUCAAAUAAAGGACAAAGUUAAUUACUCGCUGUAAACUGAAAUCUUGUGUUGACCUAUAUCUAUGCUUAAUUUUAUCCUGUUCCAUACUUAAAACUGAAGUUCAGACAUGAAGGGGUGGAAAGGCAACUUUGAUUUUGCUUCAGAAACAAUGCAGACCAACUAGAUGAUUUCUUGCCAAGACUGAACUAACACAUAAUGUAUUGGCCUGUGUUCAUGAUAUCAUUCACCUCCAAUAAUAUCCCUGGACUUGGCUUGCAACUGAUGCAGGCCAAUAAAUGUGUGUUUGUGUGUUCCCAGAGUCCAUAAAUUUUCCCUGUGUAUACAAAAACCAGUUUCCCACAAACCUACUCCAAAUGGAAAGUGAGGAAAGGACAGAGAGAAUUUGGUAUGAUUUCGAAAUACAAGCUCAUGCAAAGCAAUACAGUUGAUGCUGGACUUUAAAAAUGCAAACAUAUGACAUUCAUAUUUGGGGUCAUUUGUUCUCUCCUACUUUCUUCCUAUCAUUUGCACCUGAAACUAUUUUGUGGUCUUUGCUUCUGGAAUAAAUAUUGUCUGGAGCAGUGUUUCUCAACCUCAGCAUCUCAAUUGUGAGAUGUGUGGACUUCAACUCCCAGAAUUCCCCAGCCAGCAUGGCUGUCUGGGGAAUUCUGGGAGUUGAAGUCUACACAUCUCAAAAUUGCUGAGGUUGAGAAACACUGGUCUGGAAUAAAGCUGUAUCUUUCAGACGUGUACAAAAUUCCAUACAUUUCUCUGGGAAAAUGGGGCAACUUCCCCAAAAUGUAUACAGCAGUGUUCUGUCUUCACUCAUAUAGUAUCACCAUUACUUCAAUAUUUCAAGUAUUAUUUUACUGGAAACACCAGGGCCAUCUCAUUGUUUCCUGCAAAAUUGUAUUAUGUAGUCUUGUCAUCAGCAUCUGGACUUAUUAAUCGCAUAGUGAAGAUGAUGUCUGAGACAUUCUGUUAAUGAAAUUGCCUCUGUUUUCUUCAAAUUAUUCCUUCAGAGAGACCAUGCAGUUUUUUCAAAGUUCUUUUUCUAACUGCUGAGUGGUAAAACAAGAUUUUAUGUCUUUAUGUUUGUAGAGCAAAUGAAGAACUGAGAGAACAUUAAAAGUGAAGUGAAAGUAGUAUUUCUUUCUGAUUUACAUAUUUACUCUUUUUAAAAAGCUUGCAUGGAGAGAAAAUCAAAAUGUAAUUGCAAUAUCAAGAUGUUCUUUACCAUGAUUGUUAAAAAAAAUAGAUUUUAUGCAGAGCAAGGGAUACAAACUUUCAGGAGCAGGCUGCCCUUGGUUUCUGAGUGGAACACUAAGGGCCACAUUCCAAAAAGUGUUUGAGACAAGGAAAAUACAGUAAAUGUAUAUAUUACUAAUGUAAUAUAAAACUACUUAAAUUACUAGAUUUACUCCCUUCCUCAGUAUUUUUAUUAAAUUCAUUUUAAUUCAGUAUAGAGUAUCCAAUUUCACAAUUAAAUACCAAGUAUGAACAUUGAUUCUAAAGUAUAGAAAUAAAUUAUUGUAUACAAAAUUCUUUUUAUAUAAUCACGCAUGCAUUUAUAUGUACAACCACGUAUGCAUCCCAAGCAAAAGGAUUUUCUCACACUGCCUAGCAAACUGUUUAUAGAUCUCUGUUUUCUCAUAGUGGAAUACCAGGAAUUUGCAAUUACCGCUGGAAACUGUAAGGGGAAUGGGAAUCCUAACCUGAUCUCUUGCCCAAUAAUCCUGGCCCCUUAUAGAAUAUGAAUUUACAAGGGGCUGAUUCAAGCUGAAAUUGCCCUUUGUUAGGCUGACGUAGAUGUCAGAAGCCUUUAUACUGGUGGAUGCUCUGUUUCCAAAGUCAAAUCAGAAGGAAGUGAGAUGGAUGAAGACAGUACGAAUGACUAAAAGAAACCAUACCCUUCUCACUCACCCCAUCUUCUCAUUUUCCUGGCCAUUACCUAUCUACUCUCUACUGUAGAAGAAAACAGGAAAACACAUCCAAGACAAGCACCAAAAAAACAAAAAUAGAGGGGAAGAAGGGGCAUGAGAAGUGAGAAGGAGGGUGGCAUGCCAGUGGUAGUUUGUGAGGACACAGACAGUCCACCAAUGGUCUUCAGGGUAUGAAAUCUCACAAAUUGUCUAGGAGUUGAGUUGGUUUAUUACUGACUCAGCUGUGGUAUAUGACUAAUUACCACAAAGCUGGACUUUUCACUUGAAGCACAGCAACUGCAGAGCUUCUGAGUGGUUCAUUCUUCCAUGGGUGGAAACUCUUGUCUCACUCCUGACUCCACCUCUCCCUCCCCAGGAUUCAGCUGGUGCAACACUGUUCUCAGCAAUUCAGUCUGGGGGAAGUGACUACCAGACUGAGAUUUCCCACCAGGGAGGAACAGAAUAAGAUUCAGGAAAGAUGUAAACUUCCUUUUCAAUAUAGUUUUUCAAGGGAAACAAAUGUUACUAAAACUGAAGUUACAUAUGGAUUGGUAAUAUUUGAGGAGGGUUGAAAGGAUUGGUGAUGCUAGCAUAAUGACAACCUUCAUUAAGGUGCAGAAAACUUCAAUAAAAGUUACAAUUUAUUGUUAUGCACAAAUCUUAUAAUAAUUAUAAAAAUGUUUAAUUACUUAAAGCAUGGUCCCCAGGGAGUCUAAAAGUUUCUGGUCAGUUUAUUUUCUUUUUAUGCAGAUUUUUCAUUCAAAACAAAGAAACAAAAGCAACAUGUUUUAGUGAGCUUUUAUGGAAAUAGGCAUAAAUAAAAAAUGAUGAAUUCUCAGGAUAUAAACAAAAACCUACUUGCCAAAAAUAUAUUGGGCUAAGGGGUACCUAAAGAGGCCCUUUUCUUGCUAUUAGUAAUUUUGGCUGAAAAGGUGAAAGGUGAAAGGUCCCCUUUGCAAGCACUGAGUCAUGUCUGACCCUUUGAGGGGAUGCCGCUUUCGCGAUGUUUUCUUGGCAGACUAGAGCAGGGUGGUUUGCCAUUGCCUUCCCCAGUCAUCACCUAAGGUAUGUUAAUUAAUCUUUAACAACUUCAGUGAUCACCUAACAUUUGAUCUCCCUUUUGUGUAAGUGCAGCUCCUAGUGUGUGGCUAUGCAACGUGUGUGUAUUAGUAAAAGUGACAUAGGGUAAUUCAUGAUACAUCAUACGAUUCGUUGCAUACCAUGGCUCUAACAGUAAUCUCCACUGGCCCACCAGAGCUGAGAUUGAAUUCCUAAAUGUGCACCUACCCAUUCACUUAAAAACCAAGGCAGUUCCCUGAUGAAAAUGUUAUACAUAGAGAACUGCAUCCUGAAAUUAAUGAGGAGAUUUCUACCCUGAUGAUGGUUUUAUCAGCACAGGAAUACAUUUCUGUGUAAGGUGCCCUGGUAAAGCUCUAAUUUUCUCCCAAUAGCCCAAGAAAGCUCAUUCAUUGUGCUGAAUAAAUUGUUGCAUCUAUUAUAUUUUUACCUGAAUUUGAAGAUGUUAACAUAAAUUACACAGAAAUUGUUCAUAAUAUUCAUGUGUCACUCAUGAGCUAAAUCCACAAAUUUAAUCUUUUUCAAACAAAUGAGAUUUUAAAAUGCCAGUGCUGCAUUUAUGAUUGAUCAUGUUCAUAGCUGCUACCGGAAACUUUUGGCCAAAAUACCACAUGCAGAAUCAUUAAAAAAAAAUUUUUUUUUUAUCAGAAUACAACUUAUAUGCUGUAAAAAAUAAAACACAUAAUGGGUGAAAGAAAAAGAGGUAGCCAUGUUGCCAUUUUCAAUGACUUAGGUUAUUGUACCAUUAUUUUUGACUAGGAAAAGGACAUGAAGUAGGAAAAGGAAAAAAAGUUGUCUCUUGCUUUGACAUGAUUUUGUUUCUAAGUGGUUUAAUUAGUUGGGGUGAUGCAUUGGCUUGGAAACUUUGCUCAGUAUCGUAUGUUACAAUUGUCUGAGGACAUCAGAGCAUCUUUGCAGAUUUAGUAAUGGCACAGUCAUGUUUUGUCUUUGGCUGCAGUCUCAUUUGACCCAGUUCUUGCACCACAAGAGGGUUGGAUAAUUUGCAUCUUCAACAUGUUGGAAUAACCAGGGGGCAACAGUUAUGCAUGGAACCACGGAGGAUAAAGUUGUGCCCUUGAUAUUAACAAUGUGCCUUUUGUUCUAAACAAUGCCAUGUGAUGGAGCAUGCAACUUUGUCUCUUUAACCCUCUGAAUACUGUACUAUGUAGUAUGAUUGAAAUCUAUUUUUUAAAAUACUAUAGUUCUCUUUAACAUGCCUCUAUGAGCAUAGUUCACCAGGAACCUCCUCUAGGAACACUUUUAUAAAUUAAUGAUUGUUUUAGAAGACCACUUGAGUUUUUUCUUGGAUAACUCCCCAGCAUAUAAAUUGGGCACAAACUGGAAAGGUUUCUGGUUGAUCUUGCCUGCUAUUUUCAAGGCCCUAACAUAGACUACAAAGCAAUCAUACUAUUUAGUAGGGAACAGAAUUCUCUGCUGCAAGAAUUUUCAUACUCCUUCAGGGGUUAAAGAUGGUAUUUCACAGUACUUAGCUGAAAUCAUAAGAUCUGAUUUUUUUUAAAAGAACAAUUUUGUGGUGGCUGUUACAACAGUACUAGACAGAAUCAACUGUAUUUGUAUAAAGGGAAAAAAUUACCUCAAACUGUUUAAUUUUAUAGUGAGAAUUAAUCCCAGGGCAUUUGGUAUAAACCAAAGUGCAUUCCUUUUCUAUGUAUCUGGCUUCAAUAAAUGUGGCCAGGGAUUUUUACAACUUGGGUGCAAGGCAUUUAAUGCAACUUUUACCUUGUGGUUAGUCAGGGAGUCAGAAAGGACUCCUGAAGAAUGUUUUUUUAACUAUUAUUUUUUAAAAGCACUUCAUGGCUACUGCCAAGCAGUCUCUGUUGAUUAGACUGAGUCUUGGGUGAAACCAGAGGCAGGUGCCAUGGAAAUACAUGGGGAUUGGACAGCGACAUUGCUCAAGGAAUUAUGUCCAUUCAAGUAGCAACAAACUGGAUUAUUAGACUCUUUAGACACAUGUCAGAGUGUCUAACUAUUUUUCCUAAGGGUUUUUUUUUUCAAACAGAAGUAGCUGUUAAACAUUAUGUUAGAAAAAAGGAGUUAUGAUGACAAAAUUGAGCAUUAUUGACCUGAUAAGCUAAGAGUAACAUUUUAAAAAAUUAUUUGUGAAUGGUAUUGUUUCUAGGGAUAUCUACAUCUGUACCACAAAAUAAUAUGAAAAAGAUGUAUUCACUCAGCUCAGUAGCUGCUUUUUUUCCACUUUCUUUAAAAUGAGCAACAAUUUAGACAUGUGACUGUAAUAUGCUGCAACUCUUGUGUACUGAAAACAUGUGAAAAAUGAUUGAAUCUGUAUUGUGUAUAUAUGUACGUAAAAUUUUUAUGUGAGAUGCUGCUGCUGUCACAGCCACUUCACAUUAAAUAUGUUGUAGGAGUUUUUUUUUAUUCAAAUUCUUGUGGCCAGUUUUAUGAUACUUCUGUAUUGUAUAGCUGAUGACAGGAGUUAAGACUGUUUUAGUGAAUAUUUGUUACAUUCAUUGUUGUGGCCAGAGAUCAUUUCAGAAUAAAAUUUUAUGUCCUAUGUAA